AUGGCACCAGCUCCCAUUGACCCUGCUAUCCGAGAUGUAGUGGAACCGAAGAAGGACAGGCUCGGUCUCCCGGAUGCCGCCUUUCAAAGGCUCACCAAGGCCGGGAUUGACCUGAGCGAGGGCUACCCGUACCGUCCUUCGCGCCCUCUCUACUUACAGGACGUGUACAACAUCCGCAAUCAGCCCUGGGAGCACAAUGAGCGCGGCGCCGCAGCAGACAAGUCUAAGAGCUCGCUAUUCGCUGCUGCCACCAAAGUCACUGACCUGACGGCACACAUCGGCACCGAGAUCGAGGGUCUUCAGCUGCGAGACUUGACGGAUCAACAGCGUGAUGAGCUCGCAUUGCUGAUCGCCGAGCGAAGCGUGGUUUUCUUCCGCGACCAGGACAUCUCUCCACAGGAGCAGAAGGCCCUUGGCGAGUACUACGGCAAGGUUGAGAUCCACCCCCAGGUGCCUCAGGUUCCUGGCGUGCCCGGUGUGACAGUCAUCUGGCCGGCCCUGCAGGCGACGGAGCGACCGGCCAACUUCCGCAACCCGGGAGGAGCGUCACGGUGGCACACGGACCUCGUGCACGAGCUUCAACCGGCCGGGAUCACGCACCUACACAACGACACCGUCCCGCCCGUCGGCGGGGACACUCUGUGGGCAAGUGGCUACGCGGCUUACGAGAAGCUCUCGCCGGCGUUCCGCAAGAUCAUCGGUGGCCGGUACGCCGUCUACCGGUCGGCCCAUCCGUAUCUCGACCGUGAGAACCCCCAUGCUGGACCUAAAUACAUUGAGCGCACGCACCCUCUCGUCCGGGUCCACCCGGCCACCGGGUGGAAGGCCCUGUGGGUCAACCGAGCCAUGACAGACCGCAUCGUCGGCUUCGACAAGGCCGAGAGUGAUGCCAUUCUGAAUUACCUUUAUGAGGUCUAUGAGACAAAUGUGGACAUCCAGGUGCGCUUCAAGUGGACACCGAAGACGAGUGCGCUCUGGGACAACAGGCAAGUGGCGCUUCGAGUUCUCGCUGAUAUCUUAUUCCUUUCUAAUCUUAUCAAAGAAUCACCAUUCAUAAUGCAAGCUGGGAUUAUGGAGGACUGCACCCCCGACACGGAACGAGAGUGA
Messenger RNA from Thyridium curvatum, 1107 nucleotides. RefSeq lists its product as uncharacterized. Lineage: Eukaryota; Fungi; Ascomycota; Sordariomycetes; Thyridiales; Thyridiaceae. The coding region runs from base 1 to 1107 and encodes 368 amino acids. The transcript has 2 exons. Gene Ontology annotation, cellular component: cytoplasm. Gene Ontology annotation, molecular function: 2-oxoglutarate-dependent dioxygenase activity. The record is from RefSeq and is a predicted model, not a curated record.